This is a messenger RNA of Tripterygium wilfordii, 849 nucleotides long. RefSeq names its product eukaryotic translation initiation factor 1A. Bases 172 to 609 code for a protein of 145 amino acids. The record is from RefSeq and is a predicted model, not a curated record. The transcript is spliced from 2 exons. Gene Ontology annotation, cellular component: cytoplasm. Gene Ontology annotation, biological process: translational initiation. Gene Ontology annotation, molecular function: translation initiation factor activity; RNA binding. Lineage: Eukaryota; Viridiplantae; Streptophyta; Magnoliopsida; Celastrales; Celastraceae.
UAUUUACAACCUUCCUCUUUUGGUUGAUAUUUGAUAGGGCUCGAUUACCGCAUCAGGUACUGCGCACUAUCGAAACUAGGAGGAGAAGAGGGAGCUUCGAAGCAGAGACCACAUCAAUAUACGCAGAAACCGCAUCAACACGAUCCUGUAUCUGCUGUUGAAUUAGGAAGCAUGCCGAAGAACAAGGGAAAGGGAGGAAAGAACAGAAAGAGAGGAAAGAAUGAGGCAGAUGAUGAGAAGCGUGAGCUUGUGUUUAAGGAAGACGGACAGGAGUAUGCCCAAGUGCUUCGCAUGCUUGGCAAUGGCCGUUGUGAAGCCACGUGCAUAGAUGGCACCAAGCGUCUCUGUCACAUUCGAGGAAAGAUGCACAAGAAGGUUUGGAUUGCAGCAGGUGAUAUCAUCCUUGUGGGACUACGUGACUAUCAGGAUGACAAGGCUGAUGUGAUCCUCAAGUACAUGCCUGAUGAGGCAAGGCUUCUGAAGGCUUAUGGUGAACUUCCUGAGAAUACUCGUCUUAAUGAGGGCAUUGCUGGUGGUAUUGAUGUGGAGGAUGAAAAUGCCGGCGAUGACUACAUUGAGUUUGAGGAUGAAGAUAUUGAUAAGAUCUAGAGUAUGGAUUAUGUGGAAUUUGAUAGAAAACUCUGGUUGCUAAGAGUGAUGUUCCUGGAAUUUGGAUUUUAAGAUGAUAAAGCUGUCAUAUUACAUGUAAUAGUUGUUUAUCUUUCUUAUGUUUGGUGCUUAUUACAAAGUUUUCUGUAUCCGGAUUCUUGCUAGUAUGAUUACUUUGUACUUUGCGUGGUUUUAGGCUAUUAUGUCCAUGAUGCUGGAUAUAUAAUAUUGUUGGUUGAA